Molecule: messenger RNA, 2380 nt
Organism: Cryptotermes secundus
Lineage: Eukaryota; Metazoa; Arthropoda; Insecta; Blattodea; Kalotermitidae
Exons: 8
Coding region: 267-2132 (621 amino acids)
Molecular function (GO): interleukin-17 receptor activity
Source: RefSeq, a predicted model, not a curated record
UCGGAACAUUGAGGAAAUAGUGAUGAUAGUGAUAUAGUGAUCGACAGUGAUACUUACAUGACGUUAAUGGUUACUGAUCAUUGAUUUGAUGGUAGCUGUGGUAGCAGUGCGUGUGACCCGUGUGACCGCGUGUGACGGUAGUUUGACGUUUUUUUUUUCCAGUGUGAAUUGUAGGGAAGUAGUGGCAGUAAAAAAUGUAAUUUGGAUCGGCGUUUUAAGAGCAUGUUUACAACUUCAAAUCCAGUCUUUUCGAAGGCGUAAAUGAAAUGGCCUUUUUUAAAUGGCAUUUUCUCUUGUUAGAAGUAUUAACUAUUUUUGCUAUUGUUACCUUGGAAUCCUUCACUUUAGGUUCUAGCGACUGUUUUAACGGUGGACCAUCACCUACUUACUGCUCGAAUGAUAGUGUAUCGUGCAGUUGUCAGCUUCCAUAUUCAAAUUCCUGCAUGGUGGUGUCAUUCUUACCAUCCGAUUGUGCAAAAUGGACGUUUAAUGUUGGUGGUUUCUCACCUAGCCUUGGGUCAUUGGUGCUAAAGAACUGGCCAUCUGUAGUGUCAAGUUACCAGUACUCUGUCUUCAAUGUAACAUUCACAGAUAUCAAGUGGACAUCUCUACGUUUUAGGUUUGAGCAGCAUGGAUAUUACAGUAAACACUUCUGCAGAGAAUUUCAUGUGUCUUCAGAAUAUAAUAUUCCAGAACUGUUCUAUGAUUGUCGAUGGACAAAAUCAGAAUAUGAGGGGACACCUUUCACUUUUGAAUAUGAAGCUCAAAAUGCACAACAUACUGAAGCAAGAAGAUAUGUAAUGAAGCUCCCAUUUUAUGCAAAUAUAGGACAAGGAACUGAAUUGAAAAAUUGGAUUUCAUUUUUAUAUGUUGAUGUGUCAGAGUUGCCACUUCUCACAGCAAAAUGGCAGCAAGCGCCCUCACAUUUUGGUGUACAGAAGUACAGACUUCAGGUGUUCAGGAGGGGAGAAGACUCAGAAAUUAACUUGGAGGCUUCAGAAGUGGUGCAGGGAAAUAAUGAGGGCCAUGAAUUGAGUUUUAGUUUUGACACUUUUCCUGCUUCUGGCGACUAUCAUUUUGAGGUGUGCAUACUCAGUGAUAAUUGUACUAAUGGUGUGUGCCAAGUAUCCAGGUCCCCAGAUGUGCCUGUACGUGGCUUUAUAACAAGGACAUUAAUAGCUGCUGUUAUAGGAUGUGUGAUUCUUAUACCACUCUUCCUUUUUGUGCUAUGGAUGUGGAAGAGGCAGUUUAAGCCUCUGACUGGAGAUGUUAAAUUACCAGUAGUGUUAAUUAUUUAUAGUCCAUCUCAAGCAUCUCACAUUAAGUCUGUUGUGGCAUUAACAGAAUAUUUAAGAAACCACUGCUUUGUUGAAGCAUUGUUGGAUCAACUGGAUAUUCCAGAUUCUGAAACAAAGGAUCCAUUCAUGUGGUGUAAUGAAGCGUUUUCCAGAGCUGAUUUUGUAAUGGUUGUUUCUUCUCCACCGAAAUGUUGCAGCCAGGAAGGGAUAUUCAGGAAUGUAGAUGUCGUUGCUCUGCGUUUCUUUAAGGAGCAGUUCUCUAAACGUAACUACAGACCAGAGUUCUUUUCUGUCUUGAUGCCAUAUUGUACUGAAAAAGAUAUUCCUGAGGAGGCAAAGAAUCUUCGAAUGUUCAAACUAACCAAAGACUUGGAUAGAAUGCUGUGGUAUAUUCAUAAUGGAGGUAGGUUUCCUACUGUUUUGGAUUCUGCAAGGACUUUGCUUGGACCUAAACUUAGAGGGGGUAAGUCUGAUUUGAACAAUAGCGGUAAUAUUUUCCUGGCAGCUAUGAAGGAAGCGGAGUAUGAUUUAGUCAGAGGUUGUAAUUGCAAGAACCAAAAUGUUAGGGAGAAUGAUGAACAUGAUACUGAGAUUACAAGUUGUUUGACAAAACUUAGAACACCAGGUGAAGAAGGGAACAAGUAUGAAAGAAACUUACAUAAGAAUGCCUCCACAGAAGAUUUAGUGGUGAGUCCUGAACCGCUUAAUGUGGAAUUUCCAUUUUUGUUAGAUGAUUUAGACUUGACAGGUAAUGUAGAGAUGAAUGUGGAGCCCAUGAAGAAGAACAGUGAAGCUGUUCAUUUGGGAUUUGAUCUGAAUAUUAUGAAGUUGUAGAACAGUAAUCAGUCCUGCAUUUUGGUGGACAUUUACAAAUCUUCUUAUAAUCUCUCGACAUUCGUGAUGGAUGUUCUUAGUAAGUAAAUGUUUCCUGCAGAUUAAACCUAGAACUGAAUUGCCUUGAGCACUAUUUAAUACAGUAAUUACCAGAAUCCAUUGUAUUUGAUGGAAGCACUGCUAUCAUGUUACUGUUGAGGCUUCUGAAUCCAAAAUAUGCCCUUUUAUUUCAAGCAUGUAUCCGAAUA